GAGUCAGUUAACUCCACCAGUAGAUGUUGAGCAAUGUGACAUUGCCGUCCAGACAAUCAAAGAAGAGAGUCAGUCAACUCCACCAGUAGAUAUUGAGCAGUGUGACAUUGCUAUCCAGACAAUCAAAGAGAGUCAGUCAACAUCAUCAGUAGAUGUUGUACAGUGUGACAUAGCCGUCCAGACUAUUAAAGAAGAGACUCAGUUAACUCCACCAGUAGAUGUUGAGCAGUGUAACAUUGCUAUCCAGACAAUCAAAGAAGAAAGUCAGUUAACUCCUCCUGUAGAUGUUGAGCAGUGUAACAUUGCCGUCCAGACCAAUAAAGAAACUCCAGUAAGUGCUCAGCAGUGUGACAUUGCCGUCCAGACGAUUCCAGAACCGGUCAAAGAACAGCUUCAAUUGAAGGAUGCUAAAAUAACGAAAAUUGAAAAUCAAGACCCAUCGGCUCGUAGUCAAGAACUGCAGGAUCUUGAAAUGCGUAUUUUGGCUAAGGAAGAAAUAAUUGCUGAUCAGGAAAACCAAAUAUUUAUGAACCAGCAGCAUAUUAGUGAAUACCAACAGAAGCUAAACGAUACGAACGGCCAGCUUCAAGCGGCCCAUCUGAAGCUGAAUGAUAUUCAAGAGCAGCUUAACGAAUAUCAACAGAAGCUUAAAGAUACUUUGGAGGAGUUUAAUCAUGAUCAGGAAGAAAGAAUUGCUGCUGAGCAGGAGGAGGGGCAGGAGCAACAGGAGCCGCUGGACGAAGAUGAUUUGCUAGAGCCACAGGAGCAGAUAAAUCUUAGUCUGCAACAUGUAGACGACUACCAGGUGCAAAUUGAUAGCUACCAGCAACAGCUAAUUGAAUAUCAGCAAAAGCUUAACGAAACUCAGAAGAAGCUGAAUAAUAGCAAGGAGGAGCUGAAAGAAACUGAGAAGCAGCUGAAUGGUAGUAAGGAACAGCUACAGUCUACUAAUCAACAACUAAAGGUAACUCUAAAGCAGUUAAGUGACUAUCAGCAGCAGAUGGCUGAUUACCAGAAGCGGAUAAUCGAAACUCAGAAGCUGCUGAAUGAUAAUAAGGUUGCAAUUGAUAGUGAGCAGUUGGUAAACGAGGCUCAGCAGGCACUAAGCAAUAAUCAACAGCAGUUGCAGAGCUUCAUCCAAACAAUAUGCGCUCGAUUUAAUCUAGAGGCAACCUCGGAAAAUGGCCUGGAAGAAGUCGAGAAGAUUUUGAUAGAUUGGGUAGAGCGAAUGGAGAACCAGCUGAAGCAGAAGGAAUCCGAGAUGUUGCAGCAAUCUGAAGAACUCACGGUCGUAAGCAACAUCUCUGAUUGCAUCUUGGACACCAUGAAUCCAUAUUUGAAGCCAGCAAUUGAGGAGGUUAACAUAGAAGCGUUGCCCAUGAAGCUUAAAUUCUUGCACAAUCAGCUCAAACAGCUUGUGAUGAAAUAUGAGCGAUUGAACGAUAAAUGUAAGGUUCUAGAACGCAAUGUAGCGCAGUCCGAAGAAGUAAGGAGACAGGAGCAAAACACAAUGCAAAGGCAGCACAACGAGACUAUUUUGAGGCUGACAGGCAAACUAGGUCAAUUGGAAAUGCAAUGUGAUAAAGUUACGAAAGAGCUGACACUGAAAAAGGUAGAAUGCAAAAAUAUUGGCGAAGAGCUGCGAAUCCAAAAGGAUCUAAAAGUUGCUCAUAAGAAUGACGUUAGCAAUACAAAUGGGGACUCAAAGGGCAACAUUGAGCACAAGUUUCACAUUAAUAUUAAAACUGAAGCAGCAACGGUACAAAAUGGAAAUCAUGCUGAGACCGAGUCUCAGGAGUUGGCUGGCAUUAAAGAUGGACUGAGGGCUGCCAAUAAAAUACAAGCAAAAUUGGAACAGGAGCUUGCGGAGAAAACGAAGAUCGUUCAGAUGGGCGAGUCUACAAUCCAGGGGCUUCAAAAAGAGAUCAUGGCCAAAACUAAGCAGUUUGACCAGCUAAAAGAGAACUUGGAACAGGAACUUGCGGAGCAAACUAAGCUCGUUCAGAUGAGCGAGUCUACGGUUCAGAAGCUUCAAAAGGAGCUCAUGGAAAAAUCUCAACAGUUUGAGAAGUCAAAAAGCGAGUUGGAACGGGAGCUUAGGGAGAAGACGAGGCUAAUGAAAAUGGGCGAGUCUACGAUCGAGACACUUCAAAAAGAGAUCAUGGCAAAAUCCCAGCAGUUUGAGAAAUCAAGAAAUGAAUUGGAACAGGAGCUUGCGGAGAAAACGAAGAUCGUUCAGAUGGGCGAGUCUACGAUCGAAACGCUUCAAAAAGAGAUCAAAGAGAAAACCCAACUGUUUGAGAACUCAAGAAGCGAGUUGGAGCGGGUGCUUGCGGAGAAGACGGAGGUUCUUCAAAUGGGCGAGUCUACCAUCCAGACGCUUCAAAAAGAGCUUGUAGCUAAGUCCGAGAACUUGGAGAAAAUAAAUAACGAGCUGCAAUGGGAGCUUGCGGAGAAAACGCGGCUCCUUCAGAUGGGCGAGGCUACGAUCAAAACACUUCAAAAAGAGAUCAUGGCCAAAUCUAUGCAGUUGGAGAAGACAAAGGGCGAACUUGAACAGUCAGAGCAAAAACUAGAGUCUGCUCAGCAAAAGUUGGAGCUGGCUUUGCAGAAGGUGUUGGAAAAAGAUUUAGCUGCAACAGAGGUUCAUGAUUUAGAGGACUUAUUAAAGAGCGAACAGCACAAGAAUUUGAACCUGGAACAGGAGAAAAUACAGCAGAUAGAGCAGAAGCGCAUCAUCGAAAAGCAGCUGGCAGAUGUUCAGUGCUUGAUCUGUAAGAGAGAGGACGAAUUGGAGAAGACCAAAACACAGCUGGACUCGAGCACCAAGCGAUUGGAGAAAAUUUCCAUUAAACUGGGCGAACAACAAGCRGUAUUAUCCAAAACACAACGGGAAAUGUCUCAGUCCAAGGCAAAGCAGACCGAACAGGCGGAGCUAAUCACUGCAUUACAAAACGAAAAGGAGAGUCUCCAGAUGGACUUGCGCAAGACAAAGGAGCGUGCGAACCGGUCGGAGGAGAAGCAGGCCACCUUAGAGCAGCUACGCGUUGAGGCAGAAUCAGAACGCGAUGCAUAUCGUGAUCAACUAAUGAAGUAUGAGAGAGAGUCAAAGAAGGCUCACAAUAUUAUUCGCGAUCUGGAGCAUCAGGCGAAAAAGACAGAGAAUGAGAAGGUGAAACUGGUCCAUGAAAUUGGUGGACUCAAUUCUGAAAUAGUGCAGCAGAAGAAACAGCUAUCAGAGUUGAAAGACCAGCUGCAGCAGUCCAAAGAUGCAAUGCGUGACCUAAUUAUAGCCCAUGAAAAAAAUGCCGCUGCCAGUGCUGAGCAGUCGGAGCAAGACCGCUCGAAUCUGGAGCAGCUGCAGUCAGAACUAUUGGCAGCUCACCAGGAGCUGGAAGCAAUGAAGAAGAAGCACGAGUCCCUGACGUCUGAACUAAAUAAUAAGUUGACUGAACUUGAAGCGGAGCGCAGCAAGAGCAAGGAACGUGAAUUAAUGCUGAAGCGUAAGCAAAACCUUCUGAAUGAGGAACUGGAAAAGUGCAAUGCUGAACUAGCUGAGAUCCGUAGCGCCCAUGAACAGCUAAUAAAGGCAACUGAGAUGCAGACCAUGGAGCGCUUCAGCGAAUUGCAGGAAACCCAGCUGCAAUUGAAACAGCAGCGAGACAGCCUCAUUCAGCGCGACCUCGAUUGCCAGAUAUUGCAGGCAAAGUAUCGUGAAACCAAGGAAGAGAUGUCUCGCUGUGAGCAACGGUUGAAGGAUCACCGUCUGGAGAUGGAGGGCAAACUGGAAAAAAUGAAGUCCAAAAUGCGCACAUUGUACACGGCGGAGGUGAGCCGUAUCAAGGAGAAACAGGAGCGCGAGGCGGCUAACCACAAGGCUGAACUGGAAAAGCUGCAUGCUCAGGUCGCCAAGUAUGAGGAGCAUACGCGGAAGCUGUCCGCUCAGAUUGUGCGGCUGAAUGAGAAGCUUUUGGAGGAGCAAAAGAAACAUGCGAUUGUCAGUACGCAGCUGCGGCACCUGCAGGAGGCGGAGCUGCCGGCAAUGUCAUCUCUGCCCGCUGUAGAGGACUGGCAGCCGUUCAAGCGGCCAAGUGCACCAUCCGCCAAUCUGGGCAGCAAUCUGGCCAUGGAGGACGAAGAGGGCGAGGUCUUCAAUAACACCUACCUGACGGAUCUCAAGCUGGGCACCGUUCCCAAUAUGACGGCCGAAGAGCUGCAGUAUCGGAACUCGCUGCAGCCGCCGCAUUUGAAGAGCGCCUAUGCGGCGCAGUAUGACCUGGGCGCCCAGGAGGACGAUAUUAAAGAUGGGCCACACAGCCUGGACGACAGCAUGAGUGCGCUGCUGAGCACCACAGAUGGCCACGGUGUUGGUAUGCGCAAGAAGUCCAUGGGCACACACUAUAAGCGUCCGGGUCCACCAACGCCCAGCAAAAAUGGCGGCCGUCUGUCGUUUGGCGGCUCGGAGCCGCCGCGGGAAAUACUGCGUGAGACUUGUGAUAAUAGUGGUACGGCCAAGACCCCGGCCCGCUUUAAGAUCUUCGCAUCUCGCUUCAGCAUUGGCAACGGCGGCGGCGGCGGCGGAGGAGGAGGACAAUGUCUGCCACGGGACGAGAGGCGGCGUCACCGUAAAGAGAGCCUGUUAAAGGGCAUUAUGCAUCGCCGUCAAUUGCAAACAGCGUUUUGUACAUCGACGCCGCGCAGCAGCCGCUCCUUCUAUGAUCAGCGGCAGCAGCUAAUUGUCCACUGUGAUGGGCCAGCCGAUGGCCAGGAGCUGAUAAAGCAAGAGCAGGAAGUCACACCGCACUUGAACGAUGCUCUGCCCUUGGCGGCGUCGAAUGAUCAGAGCGGCAGGCCGAGCAUCUGUCGCCGUCGUUUAAUAACAACCAGCUCGAGCAGUAGUCUAACAUCCGCCACCCAAAGUGUCUCAAGUGGACGCCGACGCAAAUCCAUUUCGCGCAAAUCCAUUCACUUGUACGGCAACAGAGGCAGAUCCCGUGCUAGAUUGUCGUCGACGGCGCAGAUGAGUCACAAGCGCAUGCAGCAGCGAAGCAAGAUUAAGGAUCAACGCAUUGGAUGGUUCGAUCGAGGCAGGCAGCUGCUCGAUUCUGAUGAAGAUCCUCCAGAAGAACAAGAAGAAGAGGAAGAAGAAGAUACCAAAGAAUCUUUGAAGCUUGCCAAUGGAACGUAUGCCCUAUCUAAGCCGAAUGAGAACAACAAUUACUGCGUGCUCAACCGCAAUAAUGGCUCAUUGAUGGCCAUGGGUGCCACGAUGCUAUUGGAUAAGAAGACUUGGAAUUGCCUGGACAUCAAGGCGGAGUCCGAGCUGGAGCGCAGCAGUGAUCUUGAGGCGGCCACUUUUUGUGUGGAUCGGGCAGCUAUGAGCAACUCACAUUCCCAUUGGGAUGACGAGGAGCAGCCAGCUUUGUUGAAGGCGCUGGUCGCCAAAUACGACUGCGACCGCGACUCCAACUUGGCUGCGCUACAGCAAUUCGAGGAGGAUCACGUUUGCGCGUGGCUGAGUGACGGCGCUAGCAUCGCUGCCGUUAACAAUCUCAGCCACGAUAUCCAUUUCGAAGAGCUGUGCCGCCAGACAGCCUCGACGGCGCCAUUUGAGCUGCAGCCGCUGCAAUAUAGCUAUGAAUUAAUAGAGACCGUGCCGCAGAGGCAGCCGCACAGCGCGUCCAACGCUACGGAGAACACCUCGAACGCCAGCUGCAACACCAACUGCUCGUCGCUGCAAUCGUGGACGACGUACUCGCUGAGCCACAUUCGUACGCAUCGCUUGCCCCAGAUAAACGUGACCACCAUGGACCGGCUGAGCGAAUCGCGACACUUACCCCAUCGCAGGCAUGGCAAUAUACUGAUGCGUCUCUGGCAACGCCGGCGGCAUCGCAUGGGCCUCACCAAAUCCCUGAGUCUUGGCAUUGUCUUGUUCAUAUUUCUAAUGCCGUUCUGUAGCUACCUCACGGCCACAGCUGUCGUGGGCUUGAUGCUGUUGCUUCUCUAGCAAAGUGAGGAUGAGGCAGGCGGCAGGCGGCAGGCAGCAGGCGGCACACAACAGGCGAUAUACAGCAGGCGAUUUUAUGUCAAUAAUCAAGAUUGCAAUCGAAAUUUGUUUAAUAUGUGAAACUUCCGUUGUU
Drosophila arizonae is the source of this 6140-nucleotide messenger RNA. RefSeq names its product mushroom body defect (gene mud). Gene Ontology annotation, cellular component: Golgi apparatus. NCBI's taxonomy places the organism in Eukaryota, Metazoa, Arthropoda, Insecta, Diptera, Drosophilidae. The record is from RefSeq and is a predicted model, not a curated record.